UUCCCUUUUUUUAAUUAGGCGGUGCUGGUUGUAAAAAAUAUCCCGUGGUUCUUUGACAAUAGCUCGGCCUCUCCAAUCAGUUGAAAGAGUUGAAUAGUUAAAAAUUGUAAAAUGCUCAAAAAAUGCUGUUUCUGCAUUAAAUUGCGCAAGGCCUGCUUCAUUAUAGCCGUCAUGGACCUCAUCUUUAAUUUAGUGGUGCUCAACUUGGCGGGUCAGGAGUUCAUCGCACACAUUGAGCAGGCGGUGGCCAUCUGCCAUUGCAUCGGUUGCACAUUCCUGCUGGGCGGAGCUCUAAUCAGAUCUACUGUUCUGCUGAUGUUCUUCCUCAUCACCAGUCUGACCAACUGCAUGAUCCUGCUCGUGUACUGCAUCUACAUGCUGAUUAAGGAGGAGCGGUACCGUGAAAUAAUUGUCCCAGGUUCUGCAAUAUAUAUAUGCUGUGGCAUCUACUUCUGGAUUGUUGUCUACUCAUAUUAUGCUGAGGUCAGAAAUCCCCAUGAGGUCGUGGAAGUUUAA
Molecule: messenger RNA, 516 nt
Organism: Drosophila erecta
Lineage: Eukaryota; Metazoa; Arthropoda; Insecta; Diptera; Drosophilidae
Exons: 4
Coding region: 112-516 (134 amino acids)
Source: RefSeq, a predicted model, not a curated record